Molecule: messenger RNA, 559 nt
Organism: Leptomonas pyrrhocoris
Lineage: Eukaryota; Euglenozoa; Kinetoplastea; Trypanosomatida; Trypanosomatidae
Exons: 1
Coding region: 140-559 (139 amino acids)
Source: RefSeq, a predicted model, not a curated record
GCUACUAUUUUCUGCCUUCUCUUCCCUUCACGGAGUCACAUUCCGCUGUGUUGGCUCAAAUUAAACGCUAUUUCUUUACUUAAAUCUACCCGUCUUUUAUCCAUUUGAUUCUAAACUCUCUCCUCUCUCACUCUUUAGAAUGCCGGUGGACUACUCGCAGAAGCUCGAGGCCCUUCGCGAGCUCUACGAGCGCGUGCAGCAGAAGGAGGCGGACAUCCCGGAGUCUGCCUACACGGCGGCUGGCGUGAAGAACAAGGCCCGCAUCAAGGAUAUUGAGAAGGAGCUCAGCGCCACGAAGAAAAAAGUCUCCCUGGAGCAGAAGAAGGAGACGGAUGCUGAGAUUGAGAAGGAGCAAGCCCAGCUCGCUGAAGAGAACGGCAUGUCUCUGGAGGAGUUCAAGCAGAAGGUACUGGCCAAGGAGCGCACGGUGGGCGAGGGAACCGAUCUCGCCAUGCGUCACACCGCCCAAAAGAAGGAGCGCGCACAGCAGCGGGAACUGAAGGAAACACGCCGCCUGGCGGACCGUGGUGACUUUGACUUAGAGGUGGACUACGUUUAA